Chrysochloris asiatica (Cape golden mole) is the source of this 1040-nucleotide messenger RNA. RefSeq names its product cyclin D1 (gene CCND1). Gene Ontology annotation, cellular component: cyclin-dependent protein kinase holoenzyme complex; nucleus; cytoplasm. The transcript has 5 exons. Bases 150 to 1040 code for a protein of 296 amino acids. Lineage: Eukaryota; Metazoa; Chordata; Mammalia; Afrosoricida; Chrysochloridae. Gene Ontology annotation, molecular function: cyclin-dependent protein serine/threonine kinase regulator activity. Gene Ontology annotation, biological process: regulation of cyclin-dependent protein serine/threonine kinase activity; mitotic cell cycle phase transition; positive regulation of G1/S transition of mitotic cell cycle. The record is from RefSeq and is a predicted model, not a curated record.
CUGUCGACGCAGUAGCAGCGAGCAGCAGCGGCCGCGCGCUCCGGCUAGGGGCAGACCAGGGCGAGGGAGCGCGGGGCAGCGGGAGGAGCAACGCCGAGCGCGCGGACCAAGCGGGAGCCGGAGCCCAGCAGCCAGCCCAGCCCAGCCUCAUGGAGCAACAGCUAAUGUGCUGUGAGGUGGAGACCAUCCGCCGCGCGUACCCCGAUGCCAACCUCCUCAACGACCGGGUGCUUCAGGCCAUGCUCAAAGCCGAGGAGACCUGCGCGCCCUCCGUCUCCUACUUCAAGUGCGUGCAAAAGGAGAUCCUGCCGUCGAUGCGCAAGAUCGUGGCCACCUGGAUGUUGGAGGUCUGCGAGGAGCAAAAAUGUGAGGAGGAGGUCUUCCCGCUGGCCGUGAACUACCUGGACCGCUUCCUGUCUUUGGAGCCGGUGAAGAAGAGUCGUCUGCAACUGCUAGGGGCCACUUGUAUGUUCGUGGCUUCUAAGAUGAAGGAGACCAUCCCCCUGACGGCCGAGAAACUGUGCAUCUACACCGACAACUCCAUCCAGCCCGAGGAGCUGCUGCAAAUGGAGCUAAUUCUGGUGAACAAACUCAAGUGGAACUUGGCCGCCAUGACCCCCCACGAUUUCAUCCAGCACUUCCUGUCCAAGAUGCCGGUGGCCCCUGAGAACAAGCAGAUCAUCCGCAAACACGCUCAGACGUUCGUGGCUCUCUGUGCCACAGAUGUGAAGUUCAUUUCCAACCCGCCCUCCAUGGUGGCCGCGGGGAGCGUGGUAGCUGCGGUCGAGGGCCUCCACCUGGGCAGCACCAACAGCCUCCUGUCCUACCAUCGCCUCACACGGUUCCUCUCCAAAGUCAUCAAGUGUGACCCGGACUGUCUCCGGGCCUGCCAGGAGCAGAUAGAAGCCUUGCUGGAGUCCAGUCUGCGCCAAGCCCAGCAGCAGAACCUGGACCCCAAGGCUGCUGAAGAGGAGGAAGAGGAGGAGGAGGAAGUGGGCUUGGCGUGCACCCCCACCGACGUGCGGGAUGUGAACAUUUGA